UGGAACAGUUAAAAGCAAAGAAUAAAGGAGGAAAGGAUGUUUCCGCAGGGACACAAAGUUGUGGAGAAGAGCAUACAUGAUUAGUCUUCAAAACCCAGGCACAGGGCAAGGCCGUGGGGGCACUAGUUCAAGGCCAGCCUGGGCUACGUGGCAACAUGUUUGCAACAGCUGGGGUUAGACCGGUGUCCAUGCUCUGUGCCCGGGCACCGCGUUGUUCAAGACCACUGUGUCCCGUGCAGAGGUCAAGCCAAGGUCAAGCUCCUUAGCGGCCCGGCCAGCCCUCAGGAGGCUUUGAGGACCAGGAGCUCCGUCCGUCCCCGCCCCUGCCCAGCCGGAGGCGCAGGACACACAAUUGGUCAGUUCGGUCCAGGUACGCUGCCAUUGGCCAGCGGACGUCCGCUAGUCGGCUGUGCGCUGCGGAGGACUUUCGUGUUCCCCGCGGUGACGCGGAGCGACGCUUGUUGGCGAAUGGUUAAUGCAGCCGAGAGGCGGGAAUUCCGGCUUCUUAUUGGUCCGUGCGGAGCAGGGCGGUUCUGAGACACGACAUUCAAUUGGGCAGCGGGGUCGGCGUCGAAGCGUGUGAUUGGCGCGCUCAGGGGGCGGGGCUGGGGCGCGAGCCGCGGAGGCUCCGGUGGCGGCCGCAGAGGCUCGGUCGUGAGCGCGGCGAUGGCUUCCGGCGGCUGGCGCUGGGCUCGGAGGGCGCUGGCUGCGGGGCGGCCGCUGUUCCGGGGCCGCGCGCUGCUCGUCACCAACACGCUGGGCUGCGGCACGCUCAUGGCCGCGGGCGACGGCGCGCGGCAGGCCUGGGAGGUGCGCGCGCGGCCGGGACAGCGGUUCAGCGCGCGGCGCUCAGCCAGCAUGUUCGCCGUGGGCUGCAGCAUGGGCCCCUUCCUGCACUUCUGGUACCUAUGGUUGGACCGCCUCCUCCCCGCCUCGGGCCUGCGCAGCCUCCCGAGCGUGAUGAAGAAGGUCCUGGUGGAUCAGGUGGUGGCAUCUCCCAUACUGGGCGUCUGGUACUUCCUGGGCCUUGGCAGCCUGGAGGGCCAGACGCUGGAGGAGAGCUGCCAGGAGCUGCGGGCCAAAUUCUGGGACUUCUACAAGGCUGAUUGGUGCGUCUGGCCAGCUGCUCAGCUCGUGAACUUCCUCUUCAUUCCGCCGCAUUUCCGAGUCACCUACAUCAACGGGCUGACACUGGGCUGGGACACGUAUCUGUCCUACCUGAAGUACUGGGCCCCAGAAUCCCUUUCCACUCCUGGCUGUGCGGACUGAGCAGGAAGCACCAAGGAGAAAUAGGCCGAUGGACACACUCCCAUAAGAGGUUCUGGAGCAGGUCAGAGCCUGGGCCACAUCCACACUCCAGGCUGAGCCUGCAGCAGCCAUCCCACGUGGACCAGCCUCCGGCACCAGCUGUCAAUCGCCAGGUUUUCCAGCUGGACCCAGAAGUUCUCAGCCAACCUGCAAUUGCAACCCUGGCUUAACUCUGGCCCAAGUAGUCCCUGAGGUUCCCUGGACCCCAGGUGACAAACAGAAGGGCCGGCCCCCAUGGCCUUGGAAUGGGAUCUGGUUUGGCCUCAGAAAACUUCAUGCAAGGUUGGGCAGCCUUGUGAAAAUUUCAUUAAAUUCUCUUUAAUCACAAGGCUGGCUGCCAGUGG
Messenger RNA from Microtus ochrogaster (prairie vole), 1652 nucleotides. RefSeq names its product MPV17 mitochondrial inner membrane protein like 2 (gene Mpv17l2). Gene Ontology annotation, biological process: mitochondrial ribosome assembly. Gene Ontology annotation, cellular component: membrane; cytoplasm; mitochondrion. Lineage: Eukaryota; Metazoa; Chordata; Mammalia; Rodentia; Cricetidae. The record is from RefSeq and is a predicted model, not a curated record.